Messenger RNA from Aureobasidium vineae, 2304 nucleotides. NCBI's taxonomy places the organism in Eukaryota, Fungi, Ascomycota, Dothideomycetes, Dothideales, Saccotheciaceae. The record is from the annotation of a GenBank genome assembly.
AUGUCAGACUAUGAUCUAACUCACGUCCUCGACACGCACCACAAAUACUACUCUUCCUCCCAAGGCUCGAGUGGUGCCGAGUCCUCUUCAUCCUCGACCUUCUCCUCGUCAUCAACCCGACCGCACACCUCUCAGGUAUCUUCCACCACCACUCUUGCCGCAACCAUCCAGCACAUCUCGCGUCCAUCAACACAACCCAUUCCCAUCCCUCAACAAUAUCAAUCCUACGACCAGAGCCUCGAGGCCGAACAAAGACGGGAAGCCGAGAUGUUCCGUGAAGUCGAGUGGAGGUCGCCCAAGCUGGAGCAGAACGAGAGAGAUAUGUCUUUGAAGCGUGCUUCCUCGGCAGACCUCAGCCAAGGCACAAACACAAAGACCAAGCAACAGAAGGAGAACGGCAUCUUUAGAAAGACGUCGCAAAAGUACAGAGGCUUCCGUGCACACCUGCAUGGAAGGACCCGACGCAACUCUGGCGAUCUCAUGGAGGGAGUCGAAGGUUCUGCUUCUGCAUCCAUCCCCGAGCACUCGGCAUCUUCUGGUCCUUACCACAAAGGCAUUCAGCGUUGCCUUAACCCUACCAAUCGUUUACUCCAGUCAUUGAAGGCUCCUAGGCAUGACACACCGCAACCUGCCAACGCUCCCUCGCCAACCCUUCAAUCCUCCUCGACCAUGCCCGCUCUUCACUACAACCCCGAUCAACACUUCAUGCAUCGCUAUGUCUCUGAGGUGCAUGCCGGCGAAGCUGCUCGCCGUGCUGCCUCGGCCACUAACGCUGCUAGCUAUGCUUCCAACUCUCGCACAUUCGUUCCUCACUAUCAAGCACAAAGAGAUCUUCAUCGUAGCCGCAUCGGCAGCAUUCCUGGAGCUAGUGACAGCGGUGCUGAUCUGGCGUCCAACGCUGACCUGGACGUUGAGAUGGCUGAUAUUGCAGAAAUCGUGGCCCCCACCAACAAAUGCUCCGAUCCCGUCGAAGCCCUCCCCACCGAGAUUGUCACUCUGAUUCUCUCCCACCUCGACCCCGAAAGUCUCAAGGCCGCCCAACGAGUUGCUAAGAGCUGGUCUCGCAUCGCCAAAGAUCCCCUUAUCUGGCGUGCCCAAUACCUGCAACAGUACGAGAAGCAGACUUAUGUGUCUCCGGCACCUAUCCAGAUUGGCGGUAUCGGCACAGGUCUCCCCAACCAGCCUAUGCAGCAUUGGGAGUUGAUGCACGACGCCAGAAGACGCAUCGAUAAGAACUGGACUCGCGGCGACCAAGGCGGCAAGGGUAUCUACUUGGCUGGCCACACCGAUUCUGUCUACUGUGUGCAGUUCGACGAGCAGAAAAUCAUCACUGGGUCCCGCGACCGUACCAUUCGUGUUUGGGAUAUCAACACCUACAAGUGUCUCAAGGUCAUCGGCGGUCCUAGCGUCCGUCCCUCUCCCGGUCCCAAGGUCCUGCGUACUGUGGAAUACCCCAAGUUCCACCAUGCCGAGUCAUCUGUUAAUGGCACUGCCUACGGCAACAGUAUCUACCAUGUUCCCUCCGACUUCCACAGCGCCAGUAUUCUUUGCUUGCAGUACGACCACGAGAUUCUCGUUACUGGUUCUAGUGACAACGAUCUUCUGGUUUGGAACGUCAACACUUACGAGCCCAUUCGUCGUCUGAAGCAGCACACUGGCGGUGUCUUGGACGUUGCAUUCGACGAGAAGCACAUCGUUUCUUGCUCCAAGGACUGCACCAUCAUUGUCUGGGAUCGUAAGACUCUCGAGCCCAUUCGUACCCUCACUGGUCACCGUGGCCCUGUCAACGCCGUGCAACUCCGCGGUAACCUUCUUGUUUCUGCUUCGGGCGACGGUGUCGCUCGUCUGUGGGACUUGAACAAGAUGCAAUGCGUGCGUGAGUUCCCUCAAAAGGAGCGUGGUCUCGCUGCCGUCGAGUUCAGUGAUGAUGCAAAGUUCGUCCUUGCUGGCGGCAACGACCACGUCACUUACAAGUUUGACGUUGCUUCGGGAGAAGAGGUCAAGCAGUUCACUGGUCACACUCAGCUGGUGCGUUCGCUUUUCCUCGACACUCAGAACCGUCGCGUCGUCAGCGGUUCUUACGACUUGGACCUGCGCGUGUAUGACUACGACACUGGUGCUCUCCUUGGCCGCUUCAACGAGUGGACCACUUCUUGGAUGCUGGCGGCCAAGUGUGAUUACCGCCGCAUCGUCUCGACAAGUCAAGAUGGUCGCAUCCUCAUGAUUGACUUUGGUCGUGACGCUGCUGGCCAAGUCAUGCCUGGUGUCGAGCUUCUGAAGGGUGUUUCACCGCUCUCGCUAUGA